AGCUGCUGAGAACAAGACAUUUUUGUAAGAGAGGUGUAUAGUGCCAUGGCAUAAAGUGCAAGCUUUAGUUGUGCAGAGCUCAUAGUGAUCUGCCCGCAAUAGCUGCUGUAUAGCAUUCCAUGUAGGGUCGUACUAAGAGCAAAUUGUGGCAUUGUGUUUUUGUUGGUCUUUGCUGCAUAAUUUUGAUCGAAAUGCUCAACUUCAAAACUAAGUAUAGCGGGAUAAGGCAAAGUCAAUGCCGUGGUGACUUGCUCUUGCCCUCGAUGCAUGAAGGUGAGCCGCCCACGUUGGAUUGGCCACUGGACGAGUCCCCGCGGAAGGAACUGUCGGUGUCCCUGCAGAGCAUGGCCAACUUGGAGAAGUCUUUCACCAAAGAGAGGCCUCGGAGUGCAGCUUCAAGUGUGGGCGAGUCUGUCUGCCCAGUCUGCUCUCGCGAGUUCAAGAUGCGUUGCCACAUGGUUGUCCACCUGCGCAGUGCCCACGGCGUGGACCCAGCCACCUUCCUGGAUAUGCCGCAAAGCCGGAAUCGGCAGGGGCUUCAAAAAGGUCGCGCGAAGCACACGACGUCCCGAGUAAAAGCUGUGCACAAGCGGCACCGCGAGUUGGCCAGAAAGGCAGCAGCAGAACGAGCAGCACAGCACCAGUUGCCGAAAGCAGCCGCUGCAGUGGCAACUGUCGGCACAGUCUCAAAGGCAUCAACGCCUAAGGCAAAAAAGCCCAAGCCAGGUGGCUCAGCACAGCAGCCGUCGUCCAGCCAGCAAGUCACUGGUGGCAGCAGCAGCAAGGCUGCGCUGUCGUGCCAGUGUUGUGGCCGUGUGUUCGACAUCCCUGCGGGGCCUGCUGAAGCACGAGCAGGUGCACCACCAGGUGCAGGCCGUCAACAAGCCCCUCUACAAGUGCUUCCGGUGUGGCAGCAUCUACAAGUACUUCGGUGGACUGGUGCGACACAGGCUCACCUGCACCAAGGCAGCCACCAAGCCAAAGGCACCUGGCGCCGAGGCGUACAAGUGUAACAAGUGCGGGGCUGUCUUUGACAACCAGGUCAGCCUUAGCAGGCACAUGGGAUCACACACGAGAAAAGCCCGGGCUGCAUCCGGAAGUCAAGUGCCAUGCCAGUGCAACCUGCAAAGCUGCAAAGUGUGCAGAUGGCACGAGAAAGCCAGUGGGGAUGUUGCCGACAACAGUGACGCAGGCAGCUUUUACAGGUGCUACCUGUGUCCACGGGUGUUCUGCACCAAGGAGAAAAUGACCAACCACCUAAUUAGAAAGCACAUCACGAUUCCAAAUUAACUCAAAGAUGCUGUUGACCUGAGCAGUACAAAACAGACGCGCAGAAAUUUGGGGAAGUUACAGUGGGAAAGAAACUCAUUUAACAGGCGGACGAAAGGUAGUAGGCAAGGCAUUUUUCAGUUCACUGGCUGUCCCAUUUCAGAACAACAUGACAACACUACUAUACCAUGGUUUCAUGUUUGUGCCUUGGGGAUUGUUCUGGCAAUUGCGGUGAGCAGAACAAGCUUACACACUGAAAACAUGCAGUAAGAAGCCGAGAGUGCGUAUAUAGUUAUGUUAGGAAUGUCUUACAAGGUGUGUCACAGUAAAUUACUUGACCCGAUUUACACAAUCAACUAUGGCCCCUCAUUGCAUUUGUGUACUGCAAGCUGUGCCUUAAAUUGUUGGUGGAGAUAAGAGUGGCUGUGUGCCACAUUCAGCAGCCCCUUUCUCAAACACACACACACACAAAAAAAAGGAAGACAUUGUCGACUGCCAAGUGUGCAGGUGUUGUUCCCCAUUCUAUCAAGAUGUGGUAUCUCCCAGUGAUUACAGUCACACACAGGUAUUUCUUAUCGGAAACAAACAGUGUUGAGAGAACGUAAUUUAAGCGAAGUAGGCAAGUUGUUUCUUGGCCAUAAUUGAACCUCACUAGCUUAUGCUUUGUUUUCGAACAAAUGUGCUACUAUAAAAGCACUGUAUUUUCAUGCCUGUCAGUGUGCAUGUGUGCCUGUUUGCAUUUUCACAGCACGUGUUCUAGUUUCCAUUCUCCAUUGUUCCUAUCACAGAGCCUUUUGGUGGUGUGCUUAAUGCAAAUAAAUAUAGUGUUGCAUCUGU
Molecule: messenger RNA, 2106 nt
Organism: Dermacentor silvarum
Lineage: Eukaryota; Metazoa; Arthropoda; Arachnida; Ixodida; Ixodidae
Exons: 4
Coding region: 192-1013 (273 amino acids)
Source: RefSeq, a predicted model, not a curated record